This is a messenger RNA of Astyanax mexicanus (Mexican tetra), 3954 nucleotides long. RefSeq names its product GRAM domain containing 1c (gene gramd1c). Lineage: Eukaryota; Metazoa; Chordata; Actinopteri; Characiformes; Acestrorhamphidae. Gene Ontology annotation, molecular function: sterol binding; sterol transfer activity. Gene Ontology annotation, cellular component: endoplasmic reticulum membrane; plasma membrane; endoplasmic reticulum-plasma membrane contact site. The record is from RefSeq and is a predicted model, not a curated record. The transcript has 19 exons. The coding region runs from base 210 to 2243 and encodes 677 amino acids. Gene Ontology annotation, biological process: intracellular sterol transport.
UAUGCUCUCUCUUGAGGGGUUAGGCUGUUGCCAGGUGAGUUUGCUUCUCCAGCACAGCAACACUGCAGGUGAUUCUCUUCAGACACUUCUCACUGCAGGACUAUAGUGGAAGGAAUAAUCUGGCUGACUCUUCUGCUGCUCUUCUUGUUGAUGUGCUCUCACCUGUGCUGGAAUUAGCCUGGAUUUAGGAGAUCACAGGCUGGAGGAAGAUGACCCCUGUGUCGAAGUCAGUGGCGGGCAGUGAUGUGUCUGAGGAGAGCAGUCAGUCUGGAGAGAUUAGACUGAACUCAGAGGAGCAAGAGACUGAAGAAUCAAUGGAAAAGAUUGCCCUCUUGUGGACAAAGGAUUCAUUUCAAGACUCAGACAUCACAGUACAAUGUAUAGGAUCACCUCAGUCACCGACCAGCUACAAACAGAGGAGUGAGGAGUUUAAGAGGACGUUUAAAGAACUGGCUGAUUUGGAGAGGCUGAUAGUGGAUUACACCUGUGCUCUUCAGAGGGAUAUUUUACUGCAAGGCCGCAUCUACCUCACCGAGAACUGGCUCUGUUUCUACAGCAAUGUCUUCUGGGGAACUAAAAUCAUGGUAAACAUGAGAGAUAUUGCAUCCAUGUCAAGAGAAAAGAUAGCUCGGCUGAUACCGAAUGCCAUUCAGGUCUACACCAACUCAGAAAAGCUGUUCUUCACGUCGUUUUCUGCAAGGGAGAAAAGUUACCAAACCAUUUUCCGUCUAUGGCAGAAUUUACUGCUGGACAAGCAGUUGACCAGGCAAGAGCUGUGGCAGAUGGUCAAACAGCAUUAUGGCAAUGACUUGGGUUUGAGCUAUGAGGAGAUGGAGAGUUUGCAGAUGACAGCAGACACAAGUGCAUACACUCAGACCAGCCUAAACAUGAAAGCAGAUGAUCACACCAGCAGGAUGGAGAGACCUUCCUCACUUCGCCUUCCUCAGAACGAGCAGAGUUCAUAUGAGGCAUCCACGCCACUGGGAGAUGACACACAGUCUUCAGUAGGACUGCAGAGCACUCUCUCUGCAAAUGGGGAGGACACCCGUAGCACAGCGUCUCGUCAGCGCAGUCCAGACCUAUCUCUAGAGCGCUUCAGCAAUGAGCGAAUGUCUAAACGCUCUUCUCACUCCUUGGACCUGAAUGCCAAUGAAGAUAGACUCUCAGAAAACAGUCUGUCUGACAGCAUGGAGGAAGGUGCAGUGGAGCGAGACUGUGUGUCCCAGGCAUCGCAGGGAAGGCUAUAUGUGAACAGGGCUUUCCGUAUCAGCGCUGAGAAAAUGUUUGAACUGCUUUUCACUGAUUCAUAUUUUUCCCGGCGGUUUAUGAAUGCAAGAAAGAUCACAGGUGCAAACUGUACAUCUUGGCAGAGGGAUGCCUCUGGCUCUAUGAAGAGGACUCUAAAUUACACAAUCACUAUCAGCAACCCACUAGUGGGCAAAUAUUCCACAGCUACAGAAAAUCAGACAUUAUAUAAGGAGUCUAGGGAGGGCCAUUACUACCUGGUGGACACUGAGGUUUAUACACAUGAUGUUCCGUACCAUGACUACUUCUACACUAUGAAUCGCUACUGCAUUAUCCGCAACUCCAAGCGCAAGUGUAGACUAAGGAUUUAUACUGAUGUGAAGUACAAGAAGCAACCUUGGGGCUUUGUUAAAUCGUUUAUCACCAAGAACUCGUGGAGUGGCCUAGAGGAUUACUUCAGACACCUUGAGUCAGAGCUUCUAGAGGAGGAGGCAGAGCUGACCCAAGGAUCAGGUGACGCUGGAAAGGGCGGCCUGCGUAGAAGGAGGAGAACGUACAGCCGCACUCUGCAGGAGCACAUGCGGCCCGGCAAGCAGUAUGGGGCAGACACAGAGCAGCACAGAGAUGGCAACCUGGGAGCUGCAGACAUGAAGAGCACGCAAAAGUGGAACAUCACCUUUAUUAUAGCUGGAAUGAGCUUAAUUCUUUUGUUUCUGACGGUGCUGAACCUGGGUCUGUUCUUUAAACUGUGGGCUAUGGAGGAUGUGGCGCACCGCAUGUACCUCAGCACAAAACAGCGUAUGAGGGAGAGAGCUGAGGCCAAUUUGUCACCUGAACUGGGCCCCAGACAGACUUUGUUCCACAGAAGUCCAGAAGAGACGCGCUUACUUAGGGCAGUGCUACAGGACUCCAUCAAUCUGCUAGAACAGUUACGCAGUUCUCUAGUGGUACUCCAGCAGAACUUCCAGGGACACAACAAGACCUCUAACCAAGUAUGAAAGCCACAGAGCUUGGAAACGACUGAAGUACGGGGGAUCCGGCCCACAGGCCUAUGUCAGAGAACACUGCCAUAGAGACAAUUACUCCAGAGACUUCUCUUUGCCUCUGGGUGUUACUACCACAGACCCUGUGUGUUGUGGUAACAGGUACCUGUAAUGUUUUUAAGCAUUGUUUGAGUAAGUAAGGCUUGGUAGUGGGCACAGGGAGCAGUGCGGGCCCUUUGACCCUGUGAGGCUUGUUUGUGAAGGAAAGGCCUAAAUUCAAUGGUGUUGCCUGCUUACUUUUUGAUUAAUAUUUUUAAUGUGCCUUACAGUUUACUUGUUUUUUGAGCUUCUCUUGUUUUGGCCUGUUGAUUUGCACAGCUAGCUUUUAUCCUGUUUGAUAAUCUUGUGCCAAGUUAAGAAGUAACAAAAAAAGUUACAAAGUAACUUGUACAAAGCAAUAAUUACUGUAUACAUAUUCCGUUAUGGCACUGCAAAAUCAGGGUGUGAAAAAGUGCUUGAAAAGGUUACUCUUCUUCUGCAAAUUUGCCAGUGGCUAUAAAGUAACUUCUGAAGCUUGCAGACAUUUGUUAAUGAUUGCACUUUUGAAUCCUUUUCUAGCGCAGGAUUGCUACUGACUAAAUGCACAUUCUGCCUGGUUUUGAGCUGUUGUUUUAAGCUGUUGUUUUGAGCUUAUUCCUAGAUUUAAUUUAAAGAGAAUAAUUUAAAGAGAAUAAUAAUUUUAUCAUUUUUUCCAGCAUUUCAGUAUAAUUCAGUUGGUCAGAUGUAAACAGUCAGUGGCCUCAAUGUAGUCUGAUGUGAAUUUUUUUAUAUUAGAGAAUCUUAUGUAAGGAUCUUUACAGUGGUGAUGAUGGACAACAGCGGUUACUGUAUCCACAAACAUUUUAUUUAUUUUUUAUAAAACACCAGUCAACCUGUUUGUCUUAUAAAUUUUAUAUGUAAAGUUCUAUGAUGACAAAAUGGAGACAUUCCAAUUUUUCUUUGGGGACUUUUUUGCUUUAGAACGCUUUUUGUGUACCUUUUCACUAUAUAAAAAUGUAUUUUAAGUUAAAACGUUGUUCACUACACUGUCCCCAUUCGCAAACACUGUAAACCAUUAUAACUUGGUAAGUUUCUCUAGGAUAGAGAAUUUCACAGCAAACUACUGUCAAUCACUGUGUUUUACAUCUUAUUCAUUUAAUAAUGCAUAGAUUUUGGGAAAAAUACUUAUUUACAUACGACUAGUAUCACUAAGACUGCGGAUUUGUAACCCUUGUCCACAGGUAUGAUAUUUUUAGUUUAUAUGAAGGAACCUUGAGUGUGGUGUUUUAAUGAUUUUGGAAUAUUUUAUGUUCCUCUGCAAGGCCUUUCCACAUGUACAGUAAAGUUUAUUGGUUAAUAUAUUAAUAUCAGGAUGGGCCAGCAGGAUUAUAGUUUAUGAUUGUUUUUUAAAUGCAUAUAAUGUUUACACUAUAUUUGUAUGAUAAUUUUGUGAGUGUACAGGAGCUCAUAUUGACUGCAACUUGACCGUACCUGUUUAAUAGUUUAUGUAUGUAUAUGGAGUUUGGCUCUGUGGUCAUUUUAAUUUGUCUCAAAGGCUGACCUGUGCUUUCUAAAACCUUCUCAGGAAAUUUACAUUUCUUAUCCCUUUUUUCUUUCUUAUAUGGAUAUUGAAAUGUAAUGUCUAUUUAUACCUUAAAUAAAAGUCCCAUUCAUGGGUGUUUCUCAA